CGUUGCUAGUUCCUGGAUCUCCUUUGCCUUUGGUUGACCCUGAGAAGACACAUUCAAGGGGCCCAGCCCCAAGGCUGAGAAGUAAAAGGCAGUAGUGGGGUUUAGAAGUCUUCACGGUUUUUCUUCAAAUGCAAAAAGCAAGUCAGGAGUCACCCUUGGCCUCAGGUUGUUGGGCUCUGCUUGCCCUCCUCCCCCUCGAUUCUAUUUUCCUUACAGACAAACAGGGAGGCCCUGCCAGCUCUGCAGCCUGCAUGCUGCCAGGCCGGCCCUUCCUACCCGGAUCUCCUACCUGCAGACCGGCUCCCAGCCAGCGGCCCGGCCUCGCCCGGCUCAGCCACGGGCAUGGUGCCCUCCUUUCUCCCUAGGAGCUGAAAAACUGUCACCUUGAAACUCCCUGCUCCCAGCGUUGGAGGAAUCCUGUAGCUCUUAGACCUUAGCACUCAAUGACAUUGGCCACCAUGACGCUAUUAAUAGUUCGGCCUGUGAAGGGGGCUUUGCAAAAAUGUAUUGCUACCUCCCAGGCCCCGUGGGGGGAGGUGGACGGAAGCCUCAUUUGUGAGAGUCGUCUUCUGUGGACUAGGGUUCCUCCUUUGUAGCCCCGAGGGGUCUGUCUUUGGUGAUCCCUGUUAGCAGGGUGGCUGCUGUAUUUGGUGGCAGUUUUUAGGCUCACCAUCAUUCUGAAUUUUCAGCUUGGCCUCAGACAGAGUGCAGCCCUGUCGCUCCGCGUCUCCUAUGCCUGCUGUUUUACCUGGAGAGAAGGGAUGUCGAGCUGUGCUGCUCUGGACUCGGAAGGGCACGAGCUUCCUCCCCUGCAGCUUGCUCUCUAGGACAGAUCUGCGCGCGGAGACACCUGUCUGUCUCCACAUUAUGCCAGGGGGCUGCGUAAUUCCUAACCUUCCACCCACCUCAGUGCAGGGCAAGGGGGCCCCAGCACAGUCUCCCAAGGAAGGCUGAGCGCCUGAAAGGGAAGGCUGGCUUUUCCUUAGGAACCUGUGACUUCACUAACUCCUGCCACUGACUGCAGUUUGUUGUUUUUUUUUUCCCUUUUUCUUUUUUUUUUUUUUUAUUCUUCUUCAAACGCUGGAUUGUUGGUGUCCUUUGGUGGAGCGUUUUCUAGUUCUGAUGUUUAUGAAGGCAGCUUUGGAACUAGCAGGGCUCCUUAAACAUGAGCUCAGCUAUUGAACAAACUGCUACCAUUUUAGCUCCAAUACAGGAAUGAGGCACUGUUGCCAGCCGCCAUUUUAAGAAUCCUGCAUAAAUAGCUUAGCUCCGAUGACUGCCCGUUUUAGCUUGGCUGAGGAGGAAAUAAAAACUGAACAGGAGGUGGAAGAGGGAAUGGACAUUUCCACUCGCUCCAAAGAUCCUGGCUCUACAGAGCGAACGGCUCAGAAACGGAAGUUCCCCAGCCCUCCACAUUCCUCCAAUGGCCAUUCGCCCCAAGACUCCUCCACAAGCCCCAUUAAAAAGAAAAAGAAACCCGGCUUACUGAACAGUAGCAAUAAGGAGCAGUCAGAGCUAAGACAUGGUCCGUUUUACUAUAUGAAGCAGCCACUCACCACAGACCCUGUUGAUGUUGUACCGCAGGACGGACGGAAUGAUUUCUACUGCUGGGUUUGUCACCGGGAAGGACAAGUCCUUUGCUGUGAGCUCUGUCCCCGGGUUUAUCACGCUAAGUGUCUGAGACUGACAUCGGAACCAGAGGGGGACUGGUUUUGUCCUGAAUGUGAGAAGAUUACAGUAGCAGAAUGCAUCGAGACACAGAGCAAAGCCAUGACGAUGCUGACCAUUGAACAGCUGUCCUACCUGCUCAAGUUUGCCAUUCAGAAAAUGAAGCAGCCAGGGACAGACGCUUUCCAGAAGCCCGUUCCCUUGGAGCAGCAUCCCGACUAUGCUGAAUACAUUUUCCACCCCAUGGACCUUUGUACCUUGGAAAAGAACGCGAAAAAGAAGAUGUACGGCUGCACGGAAGCCUUCCUGGCCGAUGCCAAGUGGAUCCUUCACAACUGCAUUAUUUAUAAUGGGGGAAAUCACAAGUUGACGCAAAUAGCAAAAGUCGUCAUCAAGAUCUGUGAGCAUGAGAUGAAUGAAAUUGAAGUAUGUCCAGAGUGUUAUCUUGCUGCUUGCCAAAAACGAGACAACUGGUUCUGUGAACCCUGUAGCAAUCCGCACCCUCUGGUCUGGGCCAAACUGAAAGGGUUCCCAUUCUGGCCAGCGAAAGCUCUGAGGGACAAAGAUGGGCAGGUUGAUGCCCGUUUCUUUGGACAACAUGACAGAGCCUGGGUCCCCAUCAAUAAUUGCUACCUCAUGUCUAAAGAAAUCCCCUUUUCUGUGAAAAAGACUAAAAGUAUCUUCAACAGCGCCAUGCAAGAGAUGGAAGUUUACGUGGAGAAUAUACGGAGGAAGUUUGGGGUUUUUAACUAUUCCCCGUUCAGGACGCCAUACACCCCCAAUAGCCAGUACCAAAUGCUGCUCGAUCCCAGCAACCCCAGCGCCGGCACUGCUAAGACAGACAAGCAGGAGAAGGUGAAGCUCAAUUUUGACAUGACAGCGUCCCCCAAGAUCCUCCUGAGCAAGCCCCUUCUGAGCGGGGGCGCAGGCCGCAGGAUCUCCCUGUCCGACAUGCCACGCUCCCCCACCAGUACGAACUCUUCCGUGCACACGGGCUCUGACGUGGAGCAGGACCCAGAGAAGAAGGCCCCAUCCAGCCACUUCAGCGCAAGUGAAGAGUCCAUGGACUUCCUUGAUAAGAGCACAGCUUCCCCAGCCUCCACAAAAACGGGGCAAGCAGGGAGUCUGUCUGGCAGCCCGAAGCCUUUCUCUCCGCAAGCACCGGCACCGACGCCCAUCAUGACGAAGACAGACAAGACGUCUACCACCGGGAGCAUCCUGAACCUGAACCUGGAUCGAAGCAAAGCCGAGAUGGACUUGAAGGAGCUCAGCGAGUCGGUCCAGCAGUCGGCCCCCGUCCCUCUCAUCUCUCCCAAGCGGCAGAUUCGAAGCCGGUUCCAGCUCAACCUGGACAAGACCAUAGAGAGCUGCAAAGCACAACUAGGCAUAAAUGAGAUCUCCGAGGACGUUUACACGGCUGUGGAGCACAGCGAUUCAGAGGACUCCGAAAAGUCAGAGAGCAGCGACAGUGAGUAUGUCAGCGACGAGGAACAGAAGCCCAAGAAUGAGCCGGAGGACCCUGAGGAAAAAGAGGGGAGUCGGAUGGACAAAGAGGCCCCUGCCGUUAAAAAAAAGCCCAAACCCGCAAACCCGGUGGAGGUCAAAGAGGAAGCGAAGAGUAACUCGCCAGCCAGUGAGAAGGCCGAGCCUGCACCAGCCAAGGACAAGGCCAGCCCUGAGCCCGAGAAGGACUCAGAGAAGGCAAAGCCUUCGCCUCACCCUACAAAGGACAAGCUGAAGGGGAAAGACGACACGGAUUCCCCCACAGUGCAUUUGGGCUUGGACUCCGACUCCGAGAGUGAACUUGUCAUAGACUUAGGAGAAGAUCCUUCUGGGCGGGAGGGUCGCAAAAACAAGAAGGAGCCCAAGGUACCAUCACCUAAGCAGGAUGGUAAACCGCCACAGUCUACCACAGCUGGCAACCAGUCUCCCCCAGAGACGCCAGUGCUCACCCGCUCAGCCACCCAAGCCCCCGCGGCUGGCGUCACGGUGGCCGCCACCACCAGCACAAUGUCGACCGUCACAGUCACCGCACCAGCCACCGCCGUCACAGGAAGCCCAGUGAAGAAGCAGAGGCCGCUGUUACCGAAGGAGACUGCCCCGGCCGUGCAGCGGGUCGUGUGGAACUCAUCAAGUAAGUUUCAAACGUCCUCCCAAAGGUGGCAUAUGCAGAAGAUACAACGCCAGCAGCAGCAGCAGCAACAGCAGCAGCAGCAGCAGAGCCAACAGCAGAGCCAGCAGCAGCAACCUCACUCUUCCCAGGGGACAAGAUAUCAGACCAGACAGGCUGUGAAAGCUGUCCAGCAGAAGGAGGUCACCCAGAGCCCAUCGACUUCCACCAUCACGCUGGUGACCAGCACUCAGCCGGCAGCUCUGGUCAGCAGUUCCGGCUCCGCAAGCACCCUGGCGUCUGCCAUCAAUGCCGACCUGCCCAUCGCCACCGCCUCAGCCGACGUGGCCGCAGAUAUUGCCAAGUACACCAGCAAAAUGAUGGAUGCCAUAAAAGGGACAAUGACAGAAAUCUACAAUGAUCUCUCCAAAAACACCACCGGAAGCACAAUAGCUGAGAUUCGAAGGUUGAGGAUCGAGAUUGAGAAGCUGCAGUGGCUGCACCAGCAGGAGCUUGCCGAGAUGAAGCACAACCUGGAGCUGACCAUGGCGGAGAUGCGGCAGAGCUUGGAGCAGGAGCGGGAUAGACUCAUUGGCGAGGUGAAGAAGCAGCUGGAGCUGGAGAAACAGCAGGCGGUAGAUGAGACCAAGAAGAAGCAGUGGUGUGCCAACUGCAAGAAGGAGGCCAUCUUUUACUGCUGCUGGAACACUAGCUACUGCGACUACCCCUGUCAGCAGGCCCACUGGCCCGAGCACAUGAAGUCCUGUACCCAGUCAGCUACUGCCCCUCAGCAGGAAGCAGAUGCUGAGGCGAGCACGGACACAGGAAAUAAGUCAUCCCAGAGCAACUCCUCCUCCAAUGCACAGUCGGCCCCGCCGCCGUCAGAAACGACCAGCGCCUCCAAAGAGAAGGAGACCUCUGCAGAGAAGGGCAAGGACAGCUCGACCCUGGAUCUUUCUGGCUCCAGAGAGACAACGCCCUCCUCCAUUCUCUUGGGUUCCAACCAAGGCUCUGUUAGCAAGAGGUGUGACAAGCAGCCUGCCUAUACCCCAACCACCACAGACCACCAGCCGCACCCCAACUACCCAGCCCAGAAGUACCAUUCCCGGAGCAGCAAGACCGGUUUGUGGAGCAGCAGUGAGGAGAAGCGAGGGUCAGCCCGCUCUGAGCACAGUGCAGGGACCAGCACCAAGAACCUCAUGCCCAAAGAGUCUCGGGAGUCUCGGUUAGACACCUUCUGGGACUAGGGUGCAUUGUGAGCCAGGAUAUACCUCCCUGUGGGGGGAAACAAACCCAAACAACAGGAAGCAACAGAAACUGGAGAACAGCCACCUUUCAAAUUCCCAACACUCAGGCUCUGCCCGUGGGCUUGGCUGCAGGGCAGCGACUUGACUCCAUCCCAGCAUGGGCCUUGGCUGGGACUGCUGGACCUCGUGAGCCCAACACUUUAGGUGUAAGUAGGUACACUUUGUGACGUCACUGACCUAGCCUACCUUCCUUUUUCAUAUCUAUACUGACCUUAACUUAUAAGAAAAAAAAGAAAAACAAGUUAUAUAUAAAAGAAAUCUACAAUGAAAAGAAUGUUUUGCUAAUCCAGAGGGCUGGCUAGUUAGCUCUCUGGUGUCACUGUGGUGGCAGGGCUGGGCCCAGGAAUGGCUAUUCUCACACAGGUCCUCCUCCUUGGAUACCCAGGGGUUGGAGGGGGGGUAGCCACUGUCGCUCUGCAGCACACCGCGGUCGGGGCUCUCAGGCUGUGCUGUCCUGGACCCGCCACACCAAGCCAUCGGCCCCUCGCAGACCCUACAAGACGAUGUUAUGAAACACAAGCUCGCUGGGCUCGAAGGACACAGAGAGAAGCGUGUGUGUUUGUGAUUUCAGCUAUGGUUCCCCAAGGGGCAAAGCAGCCUGCUGUGUAUGCAAGGUCCCCAUGAGCAGUCCCUGCUCCAUUGUGGAUGCAGACGGCAUUCACGUGGGGAUGCCCCUUCUCGCUGCCAAGCGCUUUCCAUAAACACUCACACAGGUUUGUGAGGAGAUAACACGUCUCAUAGCAAGGACCCAAAAGCAAGGUGCACGGUGAGGAGAUGUGAGCCCGCGGAUGGAGCAUGUAUGUAUUAUUUAUAUGCUGGAGUUCUACGUUUUUAUGUAAGCAUGAAACACAGGCAGUGUGAGAGAAAGCCAGGACCAGUCAUGCUGUCCCGUUAACGCUACGUCUGCUGUAGGUUCCCAUUUUGUAUGUUGUGUAAAACGAGCAUCGAUCGAAGCAACAGGCGAUGUGUGUAUAUGAGAAAAAUUAAUUGUAUAUCAUUCCAGUACAUUCCGUUGUACAUUUUAGUCUUCGUUUACUUUCUCUUCAUUGUUGCUAAGAGAACGCAAGCUGUGCAUCGUCCAGCUAGUUUACCCCACUAGAGAAGAAAGGAAGAAAUGCCGGAGGAGAGCAGGAGAGAAAGAACAUUCGUGAAUUGCAGUUGUCAAAAAACAAAACAAAAAAAACAAUCUAGCCUAGCUGGCCUUAUUUGGGAAGCGUAACUGCUUUUAGCAUAUGGGAGUAUUUUUUCACAUUUUCUUUGUAUAAAAUUUGUAUUAAACUUAAAUAUCUUUUUUGA
Messenger RNA from Alexandromys fortis (reed vole), 6381 nucleotides. RefSeq names its product zinc finger MYND-type containing 8 (gene Zmynd8). The record is from RefSeq and is a predicted model, not a curated record. Bases 1273 to 5025 code for a protein of 1250 amino acids. Gene Ontology annotation, biological process: regulation of DNA-templated transcription. Gene Ontology annotation, cellular component: cytoplasm; nucleus. NCBI's taxonomy places the organism in Eukaryota, Metazoa, Chordata, Mammalia, Rodentia, Cricetidae. The transcript is spliced from 23 exons. Gene Ontology annotation, molecular function: transcription corepressor activity; protein binding.